AUGCAAGCCGCUGUCGGUGACAGAGUUCGCUUGCGAAACUAUCGCUACAAGGCAGAAGGGACUGUCCGUUUCCUGGGCGACCUUCCUGGAGAAGGGAGCUUAGCUGGCGUUGAGCUUGACUUACCUAUCGGGAAGAACGAUGGCGAACGCGAUGGAGUGAGAUAUUUUACCUGCCAGCCAGGUCAUGGAAUUUUCAUUCGGCAAGACUGGCUGAUCAAGUUGGGUGAGGAGGAAAGCCAAGGCACCGCUCGCCGGCUCCAGCGGAGCAAGACCGAUGGCUUGAUGGAGACUGAUGCAGCCAUCGCAGAGCUGCAGAGGGCGCUGAGUGAGGUGAGUGCACGCAUCGGGGUUGUCGAGUCCGACCAGAGCAAGUCUCCUGAACACCGAAAGCUUCACGAGCUGGAGAUGCGUGUUGAAAGUCUUGAGGCAAGCAAGAGGAUGGGUCAGAGCCAGGACAGAAUUUUCAAUCAUGCGACAUCGCAGAAUCGCGAGAUGGAAGCUUCAGCAACGGGCGCCGCUGUGCCGACAAACCUCACGGACAACGACACUUUCAAAGAUGCGUUGUCGCAGAAUGAGAUGGAAGCUUCGGCCACGGGCGCUGCUCUUGUCCAUAGUGAAAAUCGCAUCACCCAGCCUGGACAUGUGCAACUUGUGCAGGAUGCUGAUGCUCGAAACGUGGAUAAGGUUGGGGCUCCUACCGGCCGUGAAAGCAAACAUCAGCCAGCAGAGCAAAGCGUGUGUGGAGCAUACGAGGAGGAGAGGAGAAAGCGUCCUAUCGUGCGUGACGACGUGCAAGCUUCGCAGCAGAGGCUGCAAGUCUCCCACGCUGACAUUGGAGACAGCGUGAAGUCUAUUGGCAGAUUGGAAAAGGGCAUUUCGAGCUUGAACAGGCAACAUACCGCGCUUACUGGAGAGAUGUGGUCCAUGAAGGAGACUGUGAGGAAGCUGCAGCUAUCCGACAUCCAAGAUCUGUCCGACAAGUACCAAGCUACACAGCAAAGCCUUUCGAAGCUCCAGCGACAGAUGAAUGAGAGCUUGGCCACUUUCCUCCAGAGGGAGAAUGCAACUGAAAAGCGUUUGCUAGAAGCUGAGGCAUCGCAAAAGCAGGUUCUUGCGGCUGCCACAGAGGCGCAAAAAAUCGUCCUUUCAUUGACUCGUCGGGUUGGAGCAGUGGAGGUGACUCACAUGAAUGCUGAACGUGCUGCAGUAGUGGCAGCAACUGAAACACGACAACUGCGGGAGCGGAUGAUGCUUGGAGACAUGUUGGGCCCAAGCUCGAAAGAGUAUCAGGAGCAGGAGCGACCUGGCCCUGGCAGUCAAGUGAGGAGCAAAUCUAUUGACUCUGCACUGAGUCACCAUGGCACGCACGAUUCGUGCUUGCCAAGUGCCAUGAGGUCGGAAGUUCGCUCCAGGGCCGGAGGGCGUUCCUUCUUGAACUGGCCAUGGAAACCCUAG
Symbiodinium sp. CCMP2456 is the source of this 1455-nucleotide messenger RNA. NCBI's taxonomy places the organism in Eukaryota, Dinophyceae, Suessiales, Symbiodiniaceae. The record is from the annotation of a GenBank genome assembly.